Molecule: messenger RNA, 1353 nt
Organism: Glycine soja
Lineage: Eukaryota; Viridiplantae; Streptophyta; Magnoliopsida; Fabales; Fabaceae
Product: F-box/kelch-repeat protein At3g23880-like
Exons: 1
Coding region: 86-1165 (359 amino acids)
Molecular function (GO): protein binding
Source: RefSeq, a predicted model, not a curated record
UGAAUGUGUUAUAAGGAACAAAAAAACAAAUCCUUGGUGAAGAAUGUUGUAACAAAAUAUUGCGUUGAAAGGGAACAGACAGAGGAUGCCCUGCAAACUUGCUUCUCCAUUGUGGCUCUUACCAGAGGAACUCAUCUCGGAGAUCCUCUUUAGGGUUCCGGUGAGAUCCCUUCUGCAAUUCAGAUGCGUCUGCAAAUCAUGGAAAACCCUAAUCUCCCAUCCCCAAUUCGCCAUGCACCGCCUUCGUACCUCAAUCGCCCAUCCAAACAUUGCCCACCAACAAUUGACCUCUUCCAAACUCGUAUCAUACUCUGUGCAUUCACUGCUGCAAAACUCUUCAAUCCCUGAACAAGGCCAUUAUUACUCCUCGACGAGUCACAAGUACCGCAUUCUUGGUUCCUGCAAUGGCUUAUUGUGUUUGUCUGAUAUUAACUUAACCCAUGUCGUAUUGUGCAACCCUUCCAUCAGAUCGCAAUCCAAAAAAUUCCAAAUCAUGGUUUCGCCUCGGAGUUGUUUCACUUACUAUUGCUUUGGCUAUGAUCACGUGAACGACAAGUACAAGUUGCUGGUUGUUGUGGGUAGUUUUCAAAAAUCCGUCACCAAAUUAUAUACCUUUGGUGCAGAUUGUUAUUGUAGCAAGGUGAUUCAGAAUUUCCCGUGUCAUCCCACCAGGAAGCCAGGGAAGUUUGUGAGUGGCACUCUUAAUUGGAUCGCGAAAAGAGACCUAAACAACGACGAUCAACAAAGGAUGAUUCUUUCCUUCGAUUUGGCGACGGAGACCUAUGGCGAAGUGUUGCUGCCUGAUGGGGACCAUGACAAGAUUUGUAGUCCUACAUUGGAUGUCUUGCGUGACUGUCUUUGUGUUUGUUUCUCUGACUAUAGAAAAGGUCAUUGGAUUGUGUGGCUCAUGAAGGAGUAUGGGGUUCCAAAUUCUUGGACUAAAUUGGUGACCAUCCCUUACAUUAAGCUUGGGAUUUGUAGAUGGUCUCACUUGUUUGUGCCAUUGUGCAUUUCAGAAAAUGGUGUUCUUCUCCUCAAGACUACAUCUUCCAAAUUAGUUAUUUACAAUUUGAAUGAUGGUAGGAUGGACUAUCUUAGGAUUGUGGAUGAACUUGGGUUUGAUAUUCAUGUUUAUCAUGAAAGUUUGGUUUCACCACAAUUUUAAAUUCACAUUUGUGGAUUCCUUCAUGUUGUGUUAGGCUAGCUACUGUUUGUUUCAGAAUUUUUGGGGUGUCUCUGUGGUGAGUUCUUUAGGUGAAGCCUUACCCUGCCAUCUCUUAUAUUGUUAAUAGAUUAGUGAUGAUUAAAUUGAAAAUCACUGAUUAAUAAGAAUUCUACUAAUAUUAUAGCUUU